Molecule: messenger RNA, 3763 nt
Organism: Actinia tenebrosa (Australian red waratah sea anemone)
Lineage: Eukaryota; Metazoa; Cnidaria; Anthozoa; Actiniaria; Actiniidae
Product: putative tRNA (uracil-O(2)-)-methyltransferase
Biological process (GO): tRNA methylation
Molecular function (GO): metal ion binding; tRNA (uridine) methyltransferase activity
Source: RefSeq, a predicted model, not a curated record
GACUGGGAACAUGGACAGGGAGCCCAAUAUAUCAAAAUGGCGGACGAAACAAGCAAAUCUGAUAUCGUAUGGAAAAACGUUCAAGAAACCGCGACGAAAUGCUCAGUUUCUGAUUUCUUUGACUCUGUUCAAGUCUGGAUAGACAAGCCUCAAGUUGUGAAUCGUAGAUUGAGUGGUUCUUUGGAUGUUAAGCAUGCCUUCUUACCAAGUGAAAACGUGGACAAACUUUACAAAUUGCUACAUCAUCAAAGGUCGAUCUCUGCUUGGUGUAGGUUGGUUGAAGAAUUUGCGAUUCCUGCGAGUAGUCAUGAAGAGGAACAUGAAGGAGGACGAGCUGAAGUUUUAUUGAGAAGAGUUUUACCUCGACAAAUAGCCAAAUAUCGAACUUUAUUUGAACUAGUCAUCAAAGAUAGAAGCACCAGCAGCAUUUCAUUCAUUCCAAUUUUUAUGGAGAAAUGUGAAGAAAAUGAUUCCAGUGAAAGUGAAUGGGAAAUGACAGCCUAUAGAUUUUUACAUCUUCAAGAUAUCAAUAAUAAACCAAAGAUUUCUUUACAAGUUUCCUGCAGUGUAAUAGACAGAAGAGUACAGGAUAUUAAUAGAAGUGAUUGUGUUGUUUGCCCAUCUAUCCAGUGGAUGAAAGAUCACUUGUUGCCCAAGCUAAAAAAAUGGGCAGAGAAUCCACAAAAACAGUCCAAAGGCUCACUAAGAUUAAUUUCCUUGGAACGUUAUACAUUGCUCUAUCAAGAAUUGAAAGACAAACAUGGACUUGAACUAGUUAAGAAUUGGCCUGAAAAUACAGAUCCUCAAAAGUUUGUUUAUGAAGACAUUGCCAUAGCAACAUAUUUAAUAAUUUUAUGGGAAGAAGAAAGAGAAAAGAAUAAUUUAAAAGAAAAACAGAGUUUUGUUGACUUGGGCUGUGGUAAUGGUCUGCUGGUAUACAUCCUCAGCAAGGAAGGGCAUCCAGGUUUAGGUAUUGAUGUAAGGAAGAGAAAAAUUUGGGAUUUUUACGGUCCAGGAAUAAAACUGGAGGAGCGACCUUUGGAUCCAACUGCAUCAGGACUCUUUCCUAACGUUGACUGGUUGAUAGGCAAUCACUCUGAUGAACUAACUCCAUGGAUUCCAGUCAUGGCUGCCAGGUCAUCAUACAGAACCAGAUACUUUGUUCUUCCGUGUUGUUUUUAUGACUUCAAUUGUAAGUAUGUUCGUCAAAAUAAUAAGACAUCACAGUACCGUGGGUAUCUUGAUUAUGUGCACAAGAUUGGUGUCGUUUGUGGCUUUGAAGUAGAAGAGGACAUGUUGAGGAUUCCAUCCACUAAAAGGAUUUGCCAUAUAGGACAGUCUAGAACAUAUCCUGAAGAAGACCAUGAAGAAAUGGAGAUCAAAAUAAAGGCUAUGAUUCGUGAAAGAGGAUGCAACAUUGAUGAAGGACAACAACCUCAAACAAUGGUCAACACAACAAGAAUAUCAAAACAGGCUAGUGGUGACCAUUCUACUGAAUAUGAGAAUGACAAUAAUACUGAUGGUACGAGACAUCUUUUAGAUCAAAGUGAUCGAGCAUAUGAGAGUAAUGGUGCAAGGGAAGACACAGGAAGCCCAGCAGCUAAAAAAAUUGCUCUAGAAACUGAAGCCCAUCAAAUAAAAACUUCAGAUUUCAAGCCAAGGGAGCAGACAAUUACUGUUCGUAACUGCUCGCAUCUCAGCAAAUCUUUGAAGGAAUUUAUAGUUAACAGUGUUGCAGAGGCAUUGCUUCAGGAAUCUGAUAGUGAGGGCCCUAAAGAUGAUAAAGACAAAUUUGAGGGUACAAGUUUGAACAGGUUCACAAGUAAAGGUGUUCUGCUGGAUUUAUGGAAUAGAGGUAGAAGCUUGAAAUUACCUGAUGUGGCUAAAUUGUUUGAUAAUGAAACAUUGAAAAAGAUGAAGAAUGAAUGUGGUGGAAUACAGACAUUAUUAAGAAACCAUCGGCAUAUAUUCCAAGUGGUGGGUGGCGUUGUACAACUCAGAGACUGGAGAAAAGAAACCCCAGGACCUAAACUAACACCAAAUGCAGAUGUGGAGUUUUUAAAACGAAGAUUUGACGCCCUUGGAAACACAUCAAUGUGCUGGUUUCACUUUAACCAUCCUGAUGGUUGCACCUUGUUAACAGAACAAUGUCCUUAUGCACACAGUGAAGAUGAACUUGUAGUCAGACCAACGACACAGUAUCUCAAUUCCUUAUGAUCGGCUAUCAAUAUUUGUUUUUAUUUCUAACUUAUCUUCAAGUUAUACUCUUUUGUAGCCAGUGGACCUUUUUAGCUUGGGUUUAAUGUUUGCAAAUUUUUGGGGUUCAAUUGAACACAAAAAAUCUAAGCAGUAGAUAAAAUGAAUAUUAUAUUCUUUUUAUCUACUGCUUUUUUGUGUGUGGUGAUAAAGUUUGCCAUGGCUAAAGUAAAAUACAGAUAAAGAAUGAAGAUUUGGUCACGUUUUCCAUUUUGUAGGAAGAAAAAAAUCACCUUAAAACUCUAAUAUUGACAUAAGUUUAUUAUUAAAUAAUCCAAUAAAAACAUCUGCCUUGGGUAAUAAUUAAAAUAAUAAUUAUUAAUAAUAAUUAUCUAUCAAAUAAAAUCAGUGCAAAUUUUUUUUUCACUAUAUCUUUUUUUCAUUCCAUCUGGGAUCUUUUAACCACUUGAAUAUUGAUCAACAAUUUCAAUAAUGAAUAAAAUAAUUGCUAUAAAUAAUUAACUUUUACAAUAAAUUGCAUAAUUAUAGAAGCAAAUGUUUGUUAAGUUCCAGAAAAAUAGUUCAAGCACAUUAAAGUUUUGAACUGACCCUAUUUGUUUGAAGGAGUUUGACUAUUUUCUCUUUCCAGAAAGAGUACAGUAAAGUGCAAACAAUAUAACCGUGAAACUUUAGUAAUACUAAAUAGCACAAUUUCAUGCACACUCCAUUGUUUUCUAUUGUUUAAUUAGCACUAUUUUGUACUAUUUAGUAAUUAGUGUUUCACAGAUUAAUUGUUUGCACUCUAGUAAAAUAAACAAAUCAUUUUUAAAUCAUCAAAAUAAUGUCAUACCACUAUUAAAACCCUCACAAUGAAUACAUGAAACCACCAGUCAAAAAAUAAAGAAAAAUUCAACCAGUCCAAAAAAUCAUGCCAGCUCAAAAACAAAAUCAAUCUUGAACUUCAAUUACCAUACCUUGUGAGAAAGAAUAAUUGCAAGAACUAGGAAAAGUAUUCGUUACUUUUAUCAUAUUAAUUUACAGGGCAACACACAAAUGUAUGACAACGUUUGAGCUUAUUUGGUAAAACCAGCAAAAAAAGCCCAAGCAUAGAAGUAUGUGAAUAUAUCAUUGAUGGUUAUACUUUUGCGCGUUGCCCUAUAAAAGUCUAUUAAUUAGACUAUUAAUUUAUCAUCAAUGGGAAGAAGAUAAGGGAGGAACAUCUGAGGAGUAUCUACCAUAAAGGUGUAUCUACCUUUAUGGGGAGAAAUGGGUGCUUUCUCAAACAUAUUUUGUAAUUAAUUCAAAGAAAACCUUGCUGUUUAAACCUGCCAGGGCUUUCACAACAAAACAUUCAUAUAUAUAUAUUACCUAUUCUACUUGCAAAACAAACCCAAGUCUUUUAAUGAACUGUUUAUAAUAACAUCAUGCAUUUAUUUUACUACCACUACUUAAAUGUCUUAGGUCUGUGUAUUUCUCCACGUUCUCUGGUUUUUCUCCCUUCUGCAAAACAUCUUCACAUUAUCCAGUUAUCCACCCUCCACAAAACCUAACAUAAGUUAAAUUCCAA